CGCCCUCACCUCUGCAAGGAUGUCUUAAAGGGACCCCACCUAUCAGGAGGCAGAUCCUGAACACAAACCACUGCUCCCUCAUCAGGUCGGGCGCGAUGAGGAAGAACGGGGCUAGUGUGCGAGAGGCAUGUCCGCCAUGUGAGGCCCUGGUGGCCUGCACAGCGUGUGUCGUCAUUACAUGAGAGGCAUUUACAGCAGCCGGGUAAAUGGGUCAGUAUGUCCCCACAUGUUAGCUGCUGUCAUUGCCACAUCCCACGCUCUGCUCCGUGGACUCCCUGACAACCACAAGAAAUGGGCACGGACACCGGCCCACUCAGCAAUGAGGAAGCCCGGGCUCAGAGAGGUGAAGUCACCUGCCCGAGAUCACACAGCUGGGCCCUGGAGGACCUGAACCCGGGAUUGCAUCCUGGCUUGGGCUCAGUCCCUGCCCCAGCCUCCUUCCCUCUCACAGCAGAAGUGCCGGGGGCCUGGCCGCCACAGGCCCUUUGGCAGGUCCCACCCAGGCAGCACGGGGGCCAGUCACCUCCAUCCGUGAGCUCAGGUACUGUGCAGGGGCAGGCCCCCCAGGCCUGGAGAGCGGAGGGCGCCUGGCAAGCUGAGGGAAAGGGGAGGGGACUGGGCAGGCAAACCGGUCCGGUCCGUCAGGCAGCUCAGCUCCUGGCUCCCGGGCCUCUCACCAGUUGGGCCUGCCCUGGCGGCGGCGGCGGGGGAGCUGAGGCCUCCAGACCCAGGCAGCAAUCAGGUCUCGCGGCUUCCUGGACGUGGGCUCCUGCUGCUGGCGCCAGGGGCUGGGCAGCCGGCCGCCAUGCACCAGCACUACACCGUCCACUUCGCCAAGGGCACCCUGCCCCCCCGGAGCCCUACCGAGGGCUACUUCUUGGAUCCAGAGUUGGGGCACCAAAAAGGAUGCUGUCAGCAGUGGUGCCAUGACCCAGCGGCCCUGCCAGCCCACAGGCCCUAUCAGCUGUCCCCCCAGGUGUGGUGGCAGCUGGCCUACCACAGCCACCAGGGGUGUGUCGGGGGCUGUCGCUGGGGCCCCCAGCCCCCUAUCCUGCAGCAGCAGAGGCAGCCCCACCCCGCACCUUCUAGCCCCCUGCGGCAGCAUCUCUGCCCUGUUCCUGGUGCCCAGAAGGGAUCACCUACAACCACCACUGCCCCCAAGGGACCGGCCUGCGCCCCCCAGCUGCCCCCUGCACCCACCACAGCACCCACCAUGGCCAGCAGAGGCCCAGCCCUGCCCUCCGCAUCCAGCAUCCACAGGCCCACUGAUGCCGGGUCCUGCAGCUCCGAUAUCCUGACAGAGGAUGAUGUAUACUGCAGCUGCCUGGCCAAGACCCUCUGCCACGUGCCUGUGCCUGUGACCGUGGGUUUCUAUGCCGCCUUUGGCUGCCGCCUGCACCUGAUGCUGGACAAGAUCACGGCGCUGAUGCAGCAGGACGCGAGGCAGCUGGAGGCCGAGCUGCUGCAGCGCGUGCAGUGGCGGCCGCGGUCCGUGCGCGGCUGGGGCUUCGUGCAGCUGCUGUGGUACCUGGUGUUCCUGCAGCCGAUCAUCUCCGAGGUGCACCUGCGGCGCAAGAACGUGAAGUUCCUCUUCAUCCGCUUCAGCGCCUGGCAGUACGAGGGCUCGGACAAGCUGUGGGCCGGCCUGGUGACCACGCUGUGUGAGGGCAUCCGCCACCACUACGGCGCGCUGCCCUUCAGCGUGUACUCGGUGAUGGGCAACAAGCCGAUCACGGCGCCGGGCUUCUGCCAGCGCGAAUGGCGCUGCCGGCGCCGCGUGUGCCUGGCGCUGGUGGCCGUGGUGGCGGCGCUGGCCCUCGGCGUGUCCCUGCUCUACCUGUCCCUGGGCGGCCACGCGCAGAGCCACAGUAGCGCGCACAGCAGCGUGAUGCGGGCGUUCGGCGGCGCGGCCACCACGCUUUCGGGCUCGGGCCUGCUCAUGGCCGUGUUCUCGGUGGGCAAGCACCUGUUCGUGAGCCAGCGCAAAAAGAUCGAGCGGCUCGUGUCGCAGGAGAAAUUCGGCAGCCAGCUGGGCUUCAUGUGCGAGGUGAAGAAGGAGGUGGAGCUGCUCACCGACUACCUGUGCUUCCUGGAGAUCUACCAGCGGCGCCGGCUGCGCGUCGUGCUCGAGAUCACCGGGUUGGACACGUGCUACUCUGAACACGUGGUGGGCGUGCUCAACGCCAUCAACACGCUGUUGUCUGACUGCCACGCGCCCUUCAUCUUCAUCCUGGUGGUGGACCCCAGCAUCCUGGCCGCGUGCCUCGAAAGCUCCGGCUCCAUGAAGGGCACGGCCGACAACGGCUACGUCUUCCUCAAUCGCACUGUCACGCUGCCCUUCUCCGUGCCCAUCAUGGGCCACCGCACGAAGCUGCAGUUCCUGCACGACGCCGUGCAGAGCCGCGACGACCUGUUGUACCGCGAGAUGACGCGCCAGCUGCGGCCACUGAGCCCGGGCGGUGACGAGGGCGCGCAGCUGCUGGCCCGGGACACGCAGGCGGGGGCCGAGCGCGCGCAGAGCCUCAUCGACGCAGAGGCGACGCGCCGCAUCCAGGAGGCGCUCUUCUGCCUGCACGACGAGCGCGACUGCCUCUACGAGUACGUGCCCGACAACCUGGUGUGCAUGCGGCGCAUCGUCAACACCGUGCCCAUCACCUUGCGCCUGCUGCAACAGCAGCAGCGGGACUUCGGGGGCCCCACGCCGCGCCAGGCCGUGGCCUGGGUCGUGCUCGCCAACCAGUGGCCCUGCCGCCUCAGCUGGGCGCUGCAGUGCCUGGAGGACCAGCAGCAGGCCGGGGGCGCGCACGAGGCCCGCGCGCGUCUCUGGGACGUGUUCCGCGACAACAGCAGCGAGCUGCACUCCCUGACCAAGGAGCUGCAUAACGUGCUGGACCUGGACGGCGACCCCGAGCUCUUCCAGCGCUUCCUGAGCGCCGACUUCCCCUUCACCGUGGCCGAGGCACAGAACCUGCUGCGCUGCACAGUCAACCUGGACCAUUCCAUCCGCCGCCGCAUGGGCCUUCUCCUGGCGGUCAAAGCGCUCAAGCCGCCCAGCCCGCCCAAGUCCCCAGCCGGCGACGCCCCCCACGCUGCUAAUGGAGCCAACCACACCUCUUCGGCGGCCUCCACCGCCCACGGAGCCAGCCAUGGAGCCAGCCACGACUCCCGGGCUGCCCGCGCUGUCACCAGAGCCAACCAGGCCCGCGAGGUCCCCCACCCCCGAGACAUGAAGCACAGGCAUAAGCCCAGACCCGUGGCUUGAGUGUCCUGCGCUUCGGGGAAUCCAGCUUUCAUUCAGGGGCGGUGCCUUGAAUGAAGGACUCUGGGGCAGCAAGGGCAACAGUGCCCCCUCUGCCCAGAUGAGGACACGUGCAGGGACCCAGAGCCCAGUGUUGGGAAUGAGGCCUGUGGUGGCCACAUUCCCCACGUAAAUCUCUGAGAGUAGCUGACAAUAGUGCCAGUAUCCCAAAGCUGCAGGAGGACCACUGAAAACUCAGAGUUCAAGUGCAAUAAAUUAAGGCGUGAGAGCCCUUGAUUGGU
Molecule: messenger RNA, 3540 nt
Organism: Myotis myotis
Lineage: Eukaryota; Metazoa; Chordata; Mammalia; Chiroptera; Vespertilionidae
Gene: NKPD1
Product: NTPase KAP family P-loop domain containing 1
Exons: 5
Coding region: 806-3262 (818 amino acids)
Source: RefSeq, a predicted model, not a curated record